Messenger RNA from Chrysoperla carnea, 5245 nucleotides. RefSeq names its product mediator of RNA polymerase II transcription subunit 14 (gene MED14). The coding region runs from base 179 to 4867 and encodes 1562 amino acids. Gene Ontology annotation, biological process: regulation of transcription by RNA polymerase II. The record is from RefSeq and is a predicted model, not a curated record. Gene Ontology annotation, molecular function: transcription coregulator activity. The transcript is spliced from 21 exons. NCBI's taxonomy places the organism in Eukaryota, Metazoa, Arthropoda, Insecta, Neuroptera, Chrysopidae. Gene Ontology annotation, cellular component: core mediator complex; mediator complex.
AUUGGACUUAGCACGUAUAACAAAAAUAAUAAACACAAAUAUAGGCACUUUCAUUCAAUUAAUAUCAAAGUUGAAAUAUUAAAAAUGUAAUGAAGAUCCUUGUAUUUUAAAAAUAAGUGUUUCAAAAAAUAACACUGUUAGAAAAUUUAGCCAAAAAAAGAACUGAACGAUCGACACAAUGGCACCUGUACCUUUAGAAGGAUUGCAAACUCCUGUUGCAAAUGCAAUGUCUCAAUCAAAUAUGAAUAGUGCCCAAGAGGGUAAUCGAGGUGGAUCCAUAUCAUUGGCAAUGCUCAUCGAUUUUAUUGUGCAACGUACUUACAAUGAACUUACCGUUCUUGCUGAAUUAUUACCAAGAAAAACUGAUAUGGAACGUAAAGUAGAAAUUUACAAUUUUUCUGCUAGAACACGUCAAUUAUUCGUAAGAUUAUUAGCGCUAGUAAAAUGGGCAAGCAGUGCAUCAAAAGUUGAUAAAUCAGCGAGAAUUAUGGCAUUCUUAGACAAACAAUCGUUAUUGUUUGUUGAAACAGCUGAUAUGUUAGCACGUAUGGCUCGAGAAACAUUAGUUCAUGCACGAUUACCUAAUUUUCAUAUACCCGCUGCUGUUGAAGUAUUAACAACGGGUACAUUUACAAGGUUACCAGCAUGUAUUCGAGAAAAAAUUGUUCCACCUGAUCCAAUAACACCAGCUGAAAAACGUGACACCCUGUUAAAAUUAAAUCAAGUUGUACAACAUCGAUUGGUUACUGGAAACUUACUACCACAAAUGCGUAAUUUAAAAAUUGAAAAUGGAAGAGUAACUUUUCAUGUAGAACAUGAAUUUGAAGUAUCAUUAACAGUUAUGGGAGAUGGACCAAAUAUUCCAUGGCGUUUGCUGGAUGUUGAUAUUCUUGUUGAAGAUAAAGAAACAGGAGAUGGUAAAGCUCUGGUGCAUUCAUUACAAGUACAAUAUAUCCAUCAAGUUCUGCAAGCACGUCUUGCUGAUAAUCCAAAUCCUUUAACUGAAGUAUAUAAUUUUUUACACUAUUUUUGUCAAGCAUUACAAUUAGAAGUACUCUAUACGCAAACAUUACGUUUAAUUCGUGAUCGAUUAGAUGAUCACAUUCACGUAGACGAAUAUAUUCCUGGAAGGAGUCUUACUAUUUCCUAUUGGAGAGAAUUAACAAGCAAGGAUCCACGAUCUGAACUUGGUUAUAGGCUAACUGUCCAAGUAGAUACUCACGAUCCAGCUCGGCCGCUGGCUGUUGUACAUGUACCUACCUUAGGAGGAAGUAAGGAAUGUGAAAUUGCUGACAGAGCCAUCCGCUCAGAAGUAUUGUCAAUGGAACGAUUACUUGUACACACAAUUUAUGUACGAACCAGAAAUCGCCUUGGUGAAUUAAAGAUUGAAUUGCAAUCGAUGUUAAAAGAUGUUGAAUGUCAAUUACAAGGAUCACCUGCAAUAUUAGCAAUUGCCGUUUUACAACCGUGUCUACGAGCUGAACAAUUAUUGGUUACAGUGGACACGCAUACUGGAAUAUUACAAUGCCAUGUACCACAAUAUGAAGCCCCGCUAAUAUCUGAAUUACAUACUGCAUUAAAUGGUGAUCAUUCACGACUCCCUACAUUAUUAUCUGAACUAAGAUUUUGGAUUACUCAAAGACGCUGUGAAAAAACACUUCAACAUUUACCGGCAACACCAUAUGAACGCUUGCCAUUAUUACAUCAUCCAGAUCAUCCUGUAACAAAAAUUGGGCGACAUCGCAUGUUUGUACAACUUCAUCGACAUCCAAAUGUUAUUUUGAUUGUUGAAUUAAAAGAAAAAGAAAGCAGCACUUGUGAAGUGGAAUGUGGUUUUUUCUUAGCAGUGGUAAAACAAUCUAGUAUUGAGGAUAAUCCUCAUGACGAUACAAUUGAAACAGAAAUACCAAAAAUGUAUUUACGAGUAUUGACGUUAUUACAAUUUGACACGUUUAUUGUAACACAUGGACCAUUUACUAGUGUCGAUGGCGAUAGUGAGCAAGAUGUUCAUUGCUCCAUUACAGACACUAGUUCCGGUAGCUCAAAUGCAGCUACCACCGGUGGUUCAUCAGGUACACAGCAGGGAACAGCAUCGAAACGUAAGUUAAACAUUCCUGGAACAAAAGACAGUCAGCGCAAGAGUAAACAUCCGGCGUACUUCAUACCGGAAUUAGCACAUGUGGUAGCUAUGUGCGAUGAAAGAUUACCAUUUGUUGCAUUAGCACAAGAGCUAUCGAAUAAAAGUAUUUAUCAUCAAGGCUUACAAGUUGAAGCAAAUGCAAGUACACUUGUGCUACGCCUGCUACAAUUACCUCCACCAACACCAGAAAUUGCAAAAACUCCAGCAUGGAAUGCAUUAUUAAAACGCCUUUUAUCAGCAGCAAUUCGUUCACAAGGAAAGGGUACCGCUAAAAUUUGGAUGACUGAAUUUGUUUUUUAUAAUUCACCAUUGGCAAGUACACACCCCAAAGAGCAAGGUAAUCGUCGUCCAGUAUAUUUUCAAUAUGAAAUGGGUACAGCUGAUACAAUGUCACGAACAGUCGAUGCACUUCUCAACGAUUGGGCACAAAUAGUGUAUUUGUAUUCUUUAGUUUAUGAUUUUGCAGAAUACUACACUAUGGAUCAAUACAAUUUUCCCAACAUAAUUAGUGUGAAAUCAUUCAAUUAUAAUAAACUAUUUUUGGGCUACGGUCCAGAACGUGAAGCCAUUGUUUGCGUACAUUGGAGCCCUAUUGAUCAGAUGUUUAAAUUAAUAUUUGCUGCAAACCAGAAUGCUGUUACAGCGCAUUUGUUAAUGCGUGAACAAUUAGAAAGUUACUUGAAUGAAACUAAAAAUUUAGCACAAUUAGUACACAUACUGCAUGAAACAUAUGAACCGCUGGUAUCGAUCAGUCGUUUACCAACUUUACCACAGAUGGGUGUACAUAAUACGCGGCCGCAAGUACCUGUUCAAACAUUUACAAUUAUGGCACAAUCAGCUACAAUGAUACGAAUUGCCUAUCAAGGAAUGUACUGUUUGGAAUUACGUUUACUUGGUGGUGGUUUGGUAUCAUUACGAGAUGGGGCUUACAGUAGAUUUGAUCGAAGUAAUGUUGUUGAAGAGUUUACACCAACUCAAGGUUUAAAGACAUUUUUAUCAAAAUAUGCUGAUGAAAGCAUUAUAUCACGAAGAAGAUCACAAUCAGAAGAUGAUAAUCCACCGUCACCCAUAACAAUGGAUAUGGAAGGAAGUGGUGGUAACAGUUUUCUGAGUCAUCAUCGUGGACCGCAAUCACCUGCACAACAACGAGACGCGUUAAGAUUUCAUCCACCGUUAACACCACCUUCGGGUAGUAAUCCUCACACACCAGCUAGUCCACAUGCUAAUAUUACCCAGGGGAACACUCAUACCAGUUUUGGAUCAAGUCCAGCAACAUCAUUUAAUUUAGCUUCUCCACCUUCUUUACCGCCAAAUAUUAAUCCAUCACCAAUUCCUUUAAUGCCUCAUCCAAGUCCUAGUGGAGUUGCUAAUUCACCAUUAAAUCCAUUACAUGUACCUAGUCCAGCGGGAUUAAUGCCCAGUGCAUCACCUGGUCCAAGUCUCCCUGGCCACUCGCCAGCUAGUAGUUUUAUGCAAACAGGACACACUGAUGGAAGUCCAUUCCCAUCAUCGCAAAGCAUGACAUCACCAGCUGCAUCAAAUUGGCCUGGGUCGCCAAGUGUUCCUAGGCCAUCUCCGGCACGUCCUGGACAAUCUCCAUUGGGUCAUUCGUCACUACAUAGCCCUCAAGCAGACCAUAGACAAGCAAGCCACAGUUCAAGGGUAUUACCGGCACGACCUUGGGCAGCGGCAGUUCCUACUCUUCUAACAAAUGAAGCAUUAGAUCGGCUUUGUCGACCAUCAGCGCAUCCAUCAAACUUACCCGGACCCGAAAUGGCGCCUAUUGAAAGAUUUUUAGGCUGUGUUUAUAUGAGACGUCAAUUAUUACGAUAUAUACAAACUGAAUUAACUCCAAUUGCGAACAAUGAACCUGGUGUAGUACAUUUUAAGGUCGAAACAUUACAAUGCCGUGUUAGUUUAAAUACUCAACACUUACAAUCAUUACAUAUUAAAGUGACACCACUACCGGAGCAUAAAGAUUCAUGGAGUAAUGAUGAAUUACAUAUAAUUGAAAAAUUCUUUGAGUCACGAGCAGCAGCACCACCUUAUAAACCCAAUUCAUUAUCAGGAUUUGGAAGUUUAUUAAAUGUACCUUUUAAUGUCCUUAAAGACUUUGUACAAAUAAUGCGUUUAGAAGUUGUACCAGGAUUGACACAAGGUUUAAAGUGGUCUGUACAAUGGGCUUUAAGAAUACCACCAUCAGCUACACCAAUUGUGCCUUGUGGAAUGGCAGCCGUACUUGUUGCUCGUAACAAGAUUUUAUUCUUUUUACAAAUUACAAGAAUGGGUGUACAAUAUCCUGGUAACAUUGAGCCACCGUCAAUUGUUUUACCAUUAAUUUAUGAUGCAAGUACAAAUUUGACCCAAUUAGCUGAAAAACGUGAAUCGGUGGCAGGUGGGCCUAUGGGUGCAACACGACGUGAUCCAUUACCUGCAUCAGCCCUAACUGCAGCCAGUUUACAAUUGAAACGAUUUGCUGAAUUUAAUUUAAAUCCUAAUGAAUGUUCACUUUAUCCGGCUGUUCGAGAUUUAUUGGCGAAUUUAACUUUACCAACUGAGCCGCCACAAAUGCAGAAUCAAAUUGUUCCAACCCCAGCUGCUGGUGGUAUGACACCUACCCAGCAAAUACAAUCACCUGCAAUGCAAAUGAAUUCACCGAUGCCGUCACAACCAUCACAACAGGGAUAUCCAGUUGGCAUGCCGAUGGGAAUUAUGGGACCACAAUAAACGAAUUAUAUCUAGCAUUAUUUACUUAAUAUGAUUAAUUUAUUUUCAUUUACCUUUAAACGUAAAAUAUUUAGGCUUAGAUUACGUGCGGUGUCUAAAGUAAUAAUAAUUAUAAAAAUGCGUAUGAAGCUAUCUAAGCAUUUUAGUCAGCAGGAUCAGGAUUCAACGAGCAAACUAUUUUAUAACAUUACAAAAGCAGGAUUUCCAUUUUCCUCUUCGAAAAUGAUAUUUACCUGAACUUUUUCUAUAGUACUAUUCGAAUGACAAAGUUUAAACAACAAAUGAUUUGUCUUGUUUAUUAAUCUUCCAUAAUGUUUUGGAUUUAAAAAAAAAUUGUAAUCGAUCAUACCAAACAAACUUAAUCUUGGCCUAUAAUAU